AUGACAGUGUUGGAUGAGUCGAUGGGGUGUAUGCUGAGGCAGCACAACGAGUCUGGGAAGAGGGAAUGGGUCGUCUAUUACUUAAGAAAGAAGUUCACUACCUAUGAGAUGAAUUACUCUCUGCUUGAAAGGACGUGUUGUGCCUUGGUGUGGGUAGCCCAUCGUCUAAGGCAGUACAUGCAAAGCCACACCACUUGGUUGGUAUCCAAGAUGGACCCAGUCAAGUACAUUUUCGAGAAACCCACUCUCACCGGAUGGAUCGCUCAGUGGCAGGAAGGGGUGGAGGAUGAAGAUAGGGAUAAGUGGAUCGUGUGGUUCGAUGGCGCGUCUAACACCCUAGACCAUGGAGUUGGGGCAGUUUUGGUCACUCCCAACAAUCAAUGCAUACCCUUCACGGCAAAGUUGGGCUUCAAUUGCAUAAAUAAUAUGGUUGAAUAUGAGGCAUGUGCCCUUGGGAUCCAAGCAACAAUUGAGUUCAAUGUCAAAUUGCUCAAAGUAUACGGAGACUCAACCUUGGUGAUCCAUCAAUUGAAAGGAGAAUGGUAG
Messenger RNA from Glycine soja, 546 nucleotides. RefSeq lists its product as uncharacterized. The record is from RefSeq and is a predicted model, not a curated record. Lineage: Eukaryota; Viridiplantae; Streptophyta; Magnoliopsida; Fabales; Fabaceae. Gene Ontology annotation, molecular function: nucleic acid binding; RNA-DNA hybrid ribonuclease activity. The coding region runs from base 1 to 546 and encodes 181 amino acids. The transcript has 2 exons.